Molecule: messenger RNA, 1605 nt
Organism: Fusarium keratoplasticum
Lineage: Eukaryota; Fungi; Ascomycota; Sordariomycetes; Hypocreales; Nectriaceae
Exons: 3
Coding region: 1-1605 (534 amino acids)
Molecular function (GO): oxidoreductase activity, acting on paired donors, with incorporation or reduction of molecular oxygen; monooxygenase activity; heme binding
Source: RefSeq, a predicted model, not a curated record
AUGGGUCUUGUCGAAGCCUUUCUAGAGCAGGCCUCUUUCAAGGCCAUCUUUCUCAUCGCUGCCGCCUUCUAUACCAUCUAUUACAUCGGAUGCCGCAUAGACGAGCAUAUACGGAUCCGUCGUCUCGGGCGCUAUGGGCCGUAUCUCAGAACUUACGCUCCAUGGGGCCUAGACCGCAUGGUCAAGUUCGUCUACGCGACGGCGAAGCACCGAAACAUGGAGGUCUGGCGUGACACCAUCUUUGGCGCUCACAACUCAUGGACCGUCGAAUCGCGGUUCCUGGGCGUUCGCACCAUCUUCACUGCCGACCCUUCAAACGUCAAGGCUAUCCUCGCGACGCAGUUCGGCGACUACGGUAAGGGCGAGCCCUUUCACCGCGAAUGGAGCGACUUUCUAGGUGACAGUAUCUUCACCACCGAUGGUGCCAAGUGGCAUGCCAGCCGGCAUCUCAUCCGACCACAGUUCACCAGAGACCGCGUGAGCGACCUACACUGCUUCGAGUCGCAUGUUCAGACGCUGUUCAAGGCCAUUGCCAAUGGAGGGCCGCUACUAGGUGAGGCUCAGGUUGUGGACAUGGAUAGUGUGGAUGGAAAGGAGCUGGAUAUCAGUGAUCUCUUCUUUCGCUUCACUCUUGAUGUGACGACCGAGUUUCUCCUAGGUUCAGACAUCAAGUCUCUAACAAACCCAAAGCAAGAGUUCGCAGAGGCCUUCAACGAGAUCCAGCACAUCCAAAACGUCGUCGCCCGCACCGGCAAGCUCCGCCACUUCUAUCCCAAGCCCCGCUUCUGGCACUGUCUCGGCGUCGUCGACAACUUUAUCAACAAGUACAUUGACCGGGCGCUGCGCCUGAGCCCCGAGGAACUCGCCUCCAAGUCAAAGGACGACCACGGCUACACGUUUCUACACGCCCUGGCCGGCUUCACGCGAGACCGCAAGGUUCUCCGUGAUCAGAUCAUCGCCGUGCUCCUUGCUGGUCGUGAUACUACCGCUUCGACAUUGUCGUGGGCUCUCUAUGAGCUUGGUCGUUAUCCUCAUGCUGUCGCCAAGCUGCGUGCUGAGAUCCUGUCUACCGUGGGCCCGAACGAGACUCCGACGUAUGAGCAUCUUAAGAACAUGCCCUACCUCAAAUCGAUCCUCAACGAGACUCUCCGUCUAUAUCCAUCCGUUCCUUUCAACGUCCGCAUAGCUCUCAAAGACACGACCCUCCCCCGAGGUGGUGGCCCUGACGGCUCCGAACCCCUGCCCGUCCUCAAAGACUCUCCCGUGGCAUACUCGACGCUCGUAAUGCAGCGCCGCUCAGAUCUAUAUCCCCCCGUGUCAGAGAAGUUUGCCGAUCCUCAGAUAUUCAGCCCGGAGCGGUGGGCACACUGGUUCCCCAAGCCUCACGACUACAUCCCCUUCAACGCGGGCCCGCGUAUCUGCAUCGGCCAGCAGUUCGCCCUGACCGAGAUGAGCUACACCCUCUGCCGCAUGUUUCAGAGGUACGAGCGCGUCGUGAGCUACAUGAAGGAAGUCGAUGGUGGAAAGCCGCUGCUCAAGGCGGAUAUUGUGCUGUCGCCGGGGCAGGGUGUCAAGGUGGCUUUCUGGGAGGCGGCUCGCGCGUGA